Osmia bicornis bicornis is the source of this 1377-nucleotide messenger RNA. Its product is annotated as cilia- and flagella-associated protein 221-like. Bases 1 to 714 code for a protein of 237 amino acids. Gene Ontology annotation, biological process: cilium assembly; cilium movement. The record is from RefSeq and is a predicted model, not a curated record. Gene Ontology annotation, cellular component: cilium. The transcript is spliced from 4 exons. NCBI's taxonomy places the organism in Eukaryota, Metazoa, Arthropoda, Insecta, Hymenoptera, Megachilidae.
AUGCAAGUUGUAUGCAAUGAAAUUAGAGAUCGUAUAAAUAAGUACGAGAAAAGAGAUAAAAAUUUUGAAAACAACUCAAAGAAAAUCUUCUUAAGCGUAGUACCGUCAAGAUUAAAAUUUACCUUUGAUUCUGACAAUUUUAAAGUUCAAGAAAAAAUAAUCGAAAUCACAAACUACUUUCCUAAACCAUGUCCGAUUCUAUUGAUACCACUGGAAAGUCAAUAUUUUCGAAUUGCAAAUGUCUUUCAGAGACAGUGGCUCAAUCCUGGAUCCGUUUUAAAAAUAAAUAUUUUAUUUAUACCUGACGAAAACAGAGAUUAUAACGAUGUAUUAAAAAUUCGAUAUUUCAAUAAUCAAUUAAUGGAGAUAAAAAUUUUCGCCAAAAUUGUGACGAUAUUUUCUUUUCCUAGCACUGUAAGUUUUGGAAAUGUACCUCUUGAUCAACCGGUUUGUUACAAAAUACCGAUACGUUCUCAUUCGAAGAAAGAAUUCUCGUUCGUGAUUUGGCCAUCUAAGGAAAACUCGUGUGUCGACAUUUAUCCUCGUUGGGGUCGUGUAAAAGCUAAUCAAGAACCUCUGAUAAUCAUGAUAAUUUAUAGACCACUUCGAUAUAUAAGUAUGCAUUUUCAAAUUCGAAUAUUUAUAUCGGAUUUAUGUAAAACUCCACAUAUUAUAAAUUUUUAUGCGUAUACUAGACCAGGCCUUUUACGGUGAGAAUUCUUGUAGACAUAAGUUUAGUUUGUUUGAAAAUAAAACAACGGUAAAUGUUUGACAUAAUUAAAUACGCAUGAAAUAUUUAGCGAAUCGAUAGAAAAUAUUAAAUCGGAAACGAAACGCAACGAAGAAGGAAAAAAAAUUGGCACGCUAGCUUGCAGAGAAGUAAAAACAAUUUUCCGAAAGAAAAACAAAUUGAAACCACAUGUAAAAGAAUCUACUGUAAAGUACACAGACUUUGGGAAAAAUUUAUUACAAAAAUGCGGUCAUUUUCCCUUGUAUUCUCUACAUGCUAUCAACUGUAUUUUGAAUUCAAAAACUCAAAGAUCUUUCGAUGAAUACGAGUUGAAUGGUUGGGCUUCUUGCAUAAAAAUUUCCGAAAUGCAUACAAAACCUGAAUUUAAAUACAUUGUUUUACGUCGUUUUUUCAUUUAAUAGGUCCAUUAGGUGCACAUCUCUUUGAAAUUAUGGAACAGAAAGCACAGAAACAAAAUGAAUUUUUGACGAAGGUAGAAAGUUGUCGUUACGAAAAUGAACAUACGAAAUUUCAUCAUAAAACAAAAGUAAAUUAUGGUACCAAUGAUACGAAUGAAAAUGAAAUUAUUCAAAUUAAAAUUCAACGAGAACAAGCGUGGGAUGAAUACAAACAAUUAAUAUCAAAUU